AUGGCUGGUGUUCAGCAACGAGUUCUGAACUGGCUAUACAGUGUUCUUACAAGCGAAUAUCGAGAUGUAAAUCGUACAUAUAAUGACGUCGCCCAAACACUUUCUCAAUAUACCUCAUUAUCCCCACGAACGGAUGUUUACACAUACGAGAAUGGCUCAUCUUCACUCCUCCUUCACCUUUCUGGCACCCUACCUGUGAAUUUUCGUGGCACAACCUACAAAUUCCCAAUCGCGUUAUGGAUACCUCACGCAUACCCACACGAAGCUCCAUUAGUAUAUGUGACACCAGUAGAAGGAAUGGUAGUAAGAGCAGGACAACAUGUAGAUCCGCAAGGGAAGGUCUAUCAUCCAUAUUUGAUGAGGUGGCCAGACUAUUGGGAUAAAUCCAAUAUGCUUGAUUUGCUCGCGAUUCUGCGAGACAUUUUUGCUAAAGAGCCUCCUGUUAUAUCGAAACAGCAACAGAAUGCCACACCACGUCCACAACCAACAGUUAUGCCUCCUCCUAUACCGCCACUUCCACCAAAUGUCCCUCGAUCGAUACCAGGUUCAGCCUCCCCACGUCCAUUGACCGACGACCUCCCUCCACCUCCCCCACCGAAGCCUAUAAAUCAUGCAGCACCCUACUCCCCUUCGAGUUCCCCGCGGCGAGAUGAUGGGCCACCGCUGCCUCCACUACCUCCGCAAAUUGGAUAUGAUAGUAGCAGAUAUGCGCCGCCGAUUCCACAAUCACCAAACAGACAAUCGCAUGCUCCUCAAAGAAGUAGUAGUCUUCGUUAUGAAAGUGCCCCUCCAUUGCCACCGCAACAGCCCAGGCAAACCUUACGGGAACCAUCAUAUAGUCCUGUGAGUCCAAUAACUCCACCAGAUGAUUCAUAUAGACAAUCCUCAUACUCUCAGUCAUACCAACAACCCCCACAGUCUCAACAAACUCAGCAAUACCCACCACAACAAGCAUACAAUGUAUAUAAUAUUCAACAGCCGGCCCCGCAAAUUGGUAGACCUCCACUGCCGCCUCAAUACAUGCAUCCACAGCAACAGCCAUAUCCUGGACAUCCAACCCAUCAGCAAUGGCCUCAAUAUCAGCAGCAACACCAACAAACGCCGCCACCACAACCUCAAGCCAAACCUCCACCACCGCCUGACCUUCUUGAUGCCCCAUUAACUCUCUCUAUCCCCGAUGCUUCAUCCGCCAAUCUUCCAGCUCCGCCUGUUCCACCUAACCCAGAAAAGGAUAUGCUCCUCCACAAACUCGCCAACGCUUUACACUCCCAACGCCUUCAUCACACUACCCAAACCACUUCUUCUAUUCCAGGUCUUCAGUCGCAACAGAAAUCUAUGCUCACCACUCUCUCCGCAAUGCAAUCUGAAAUAUCAGCUCUCGAAUCCCUCUCCACCCUUCUCUCCAAUAAUACAACGAUUCUUCACACCUCUCUUCAAACCUCCGACCAACUUCUUCAAUCCUCUCAACAUCGUACUCCUCCCUCCAUUGAUGAACUACUCGUCGCACCAACAGUUGUAGGAAACCAACUUUAUGAAUUAGUAUGUGAAGAAAGGAGUUUAGGAGAUGCGAUUGAUGUCUUGGGCAAAGCCGUUGAAAGGGGAAGGAUAAGUGGACCAACAUUUGCAAAGAUGACGAGAGGAUUGGCUAGGGAAUGGUAUCUGAAAAAAGCGUUGGUUAGGAAGAUUGGAAGGGGCAUGGGAUUGAAUGGGGUCGCUGGAGUGGGUGGAUAUUGA
Botrytis fragariae is the source of this 1734-nucleotide messenger RNA. Its product is annotated as putative escrt-i component protein. Gene Ontology annotation, biological process: protein transport; endosome to lysosome transport; protein modification process. Gene Ontology annotation, molecular function: ubiquitin binding. Gene Ontology annotation, cellular component: ESCRT I complex. The record is from RefSeq and is a predicted model, not a curated record. The transcript has 4 exons. The coding region runs from base 1 to 1734 and encodes 577 amino acids. Lineage: Eukaryota; Fungi; Ascomycota; Leotiomycetes; Helotiales; Sclerotiniaceae.